This is a messenger RNA of Colletotrichum godetiae, 1329 nucleotides long. RefSeq names its product Alpha/Beta hydrolase protein. The record is from RefSeq and is a predicted model, not a curated record. NCBI's taxonomy places the organism in Eukaryota, Fungi, Ascomycota, Sordariomycetes, Glomerellales, Glomerellaceae. Gene Ontology annotation, molecular function: lipase activity. Bases 1 to 1038 code for a protein of 345 amino acids. The transcript has a single exon.
AUGGGCCCAGGUCUCUCGCUCCUGGGGAUGGUUGUCGGGGUUCUGUCCAUUCUCUACUACGCAAAACAGACUCAAAGAAUGCCAGGUCUGAAAUUUGACACAGAGUUCUGGGCGGUUGCCGGUCCACUGAUUGCCAUCCGACCGCCAAAGGGACCUACCAAUGCGCUGGAGCUCCGAGCCAGCGUCAACGCGGGUCUCUCGGCUAUCCUCAAAGAUGCGCUGCCCGAGGGUAUAACAGAGACCAAGCACGAGGUCAAGUCAUUCGACGGCGUAUCGAUUGCGCUGCAUCAAUUCACGCCAGAUUCAAACGAAACUACAAGCAAGCAGCCAGCUUUCAUAUACGUACAUGGAGGAGGGAUUGUUGCGGGGAAUGUCGACCCAUACAGCCGGCCCCUCGCUGCGAAGGCCGCUCUGGAAUCCGGGGUCCAUAUGUUCGCUGUCGAAUACCGUCUAGCGCCCGAGUUUCCAUAUCCGACGCCUGCCGAGGAUUGCUACGCCGCGUUAAAGUGGCUGAACGAACAUGCAGGCGAAUUCAAUAUCGAUGCGUCUCGCAUAGGCUUUUACGCGUUGAGCGCCGGCGGUGGCAUAGCGGUAGGCGCAUCGAUGCUGGCGAGGGAUCGAGGCUUGUCGCCGCCAUUGGCCAAGCAGAUUCUCAUAUAUCCAAUGCUAGACGACAGAACUAGGGUUGAAGCAGACAAUCCUCUUUCAAAAUUCCUCACCUGGACGGAUAAGUCGAAUCAGAUUGGCUGGAACGCGUACCUCGAAGACAAGGCCGGAGGAUCGAAUGUACCGCCGUAUGCGGCACCAGGGCGAGCGACUGACGUUGUGAAUCUUCCUUACACAUACAUCGACGUUGGGGGAGUUGAUUUGUUUUGCGCUGAGGCAGUAGCCUUUGCAAGUAAGCUCGCAUCCGCGAAUGUGCAGAUGGAGCUACAUGUUUACCCUGGACUCCCUCACAUCUUCGAUCUCUUUGCCCCUACGAUAGGGCUCACGCAACUUGCUAGACAAAACAGACUCAAGGCGGUUAGAAGUCUUUGAUGAUACUGGUGUUUCCAACACAAUUAGACAUAACCCGCUUCAAUUCCAUAUAUAUCCUUCCUUCACGCAAUAUUCAUUCUGCCUGCUUGGUUUACACCACCGCCCUUCAAAUGGUGCCUUAUUACUUAUAGCAACAUCAAGUCAAAGACUCUGGAACGAGAUUAGUUGUUGAAAGAGUCACUUGUGAAGGCGAUAUGGUCCGAAAACCGUGCUGAGAGGCUCGAUUGGAAAACUCCGUCUACUGAUCUUCCAGCAUCGCGCUUCAGCAGCUUUCCCACUGUAACGCAGACC